Camellia sinensis is the source of this 1570-nucleotide messenger RNA. Its product is annotated as GDSL esterase/lipase At5g14450-like. Gene Ontology annotation, molecular function: hydrolase activity, acting on ester bonds. The record is from RefSeq and is a predicted model, not a curated record. NCBI's taxonomy places the organism in Eukaryota, Viridiplantae, Streptophyta, Magnoliopsida, Ericales, Theaceae.
CCCUUUUUAUAUUUUCAGCCAUUAAACCAAAAACAAAUUGAAUCAUACAGAUCUCACGUCAAGAUUACACAAUUAAUAAGUAAGUUUUGUUAUCUAAAACAUAAAUCAUCUACUGUGAGAAUAGUACAUACCCACUACUAUAAGAGGAAAUAAAUUCAAUCACCCUCCUCAAUAACAAGCCUUGUGUCUGCAUAAACAAGUAGCAGAAGGUACAGUUUUAUUUCAGGAAUAAAAAUGGAGAUUUUGAGAUUUGUGGUUGCUUGGACUCUGUUGGUUUCAUCGGUUUUGAGGGUGGGAAGUGAGGAACCGAUGACUUUAGCCCCCGGUGACGUCCCGGCCAUAUACAACUUUGGCGACUCAAACUCAGACACUGGUGGCAUAGCAGCGGCAUUUUUUCCCAUGGCAGCUCCAUGCGGUGAAACUUUCUUCCACAGGCCGUCUGGCAGGGGCAGUGACGGCCGCCUCAUCAUCGACUUUAUUGCUGAGCACCUAAAGUUGCCAUACUUGAGUGCAUACUUGGAUUCUGUUGGAACCAAUUUCCAGCACGGUGCAAAUUUUGCAACAGGAGGGGCAACAAUUAGGCGACAGAACGAGUCAUGGUUUGAGAAUGGUGCAAGCCCAUUCCCUCUGGAUAUUCAGGUCGAGCAUUACGUCCAGUUCAAAGCGCGAUCGACUUAUCUCUACAACAAUGCGAACGAAACAUCCCUGAAAAGCCGUCUCCCAAAGCCCGAGGACUUCUCAAAGGCUCUGUACACGUUCGAUAUUGGACAAAAUGAUAUUGCUACUGGUUUUAGGAAGAUGACCGACGAACAGCUUCGAGCUGCCAUACCAAACAUUGUUAACCAGUUUGCUGCAUCACUCCAACAAUUAUAUAAAGAAGGGGCAAGAGUGUUCUGGAUACAUAACACAGGACCUAUUGGAUGUUUACCAGUAACCACUGUGAGUGUUCAUAAUCCAGUGCCAGGGUAUCUAGAUGAGAAUGGCUGUGUCAGAAGUCAGAAUGAGAUUGCAAUAGAGUUCAAUAAACAGCUCAAUAACAGAGUGGUCCAACUAAGAACAGAGCUACCACAAGCUGCACUAACAUAUGUGGAUGUUUAUGCUGCAAAGUAUGGAUUAAUCAGCAAUGCAAAGAGUCAAGGGUUUGAGGAGGCACACAAGAUAUGCUGCGGGCAUCACGAAAGGGGAGUCAGCAUAUGGUGCGGAAACAAAGGAAUCAUAAAUGGUACUGAAAUCUACAGUGGUUCAUGUCCAGAUCCUUCAACAAUCAUAAGCUGGGAUGGUGUACACUACACUGAGGCUGCAAAUUUUUGGGUUGCUAAUCAUAUCCUCAAUGGUUCACUUUCAGACCCACCCAUUUCAAUUACUCAGCAACCAUAUUAAAUGGAACCUGGUUGGUUUACUACUUGGUUCAUAAUGCAGAAGAAGAAGAAGAAGUCUGCUAUCUCUCAUCUGAAAUCAUGUUGUAAUUUUUACAAUAAGCAUCUUGGCUGUAAAGUAAAGCAUAUGUUUUAGGCCUAAUGAAUACAAUAUCAUUACAAGAAGAAUAAGCAGCGUCACUUUCCACCUUUCA